Molecule: messenger RNA, 1166 nt
Organism: Anopheles arabiensis
Lineage: Eukaryota; Metazoa; Arthropoda; Insecta; Diptera; Culicidae
Product: endochitinase A-like
Exons: 2
Coding region: 149-988 (279 amino acids)
Source: RefSeq, a predicted model, not a curated record
AUAGAACCUUCACUCCAAAUCGGGCUGCGUUCGGAGCAGCAUCUCUCGUGGCAAAAGCUCCCCAAGCUUAGGAGUUUAGUGAUCCUCGUCCUGCGUGUGUGUGUGUGUUUGUAUGUGUGUGUCUGUUUAGUUUGUAGUUAGUUGCAACAUGAAUCGACCUUCGAGUGGCCAUCGAUUGGUAGCAUUUCUGCUACCACUUUUGCUCGCCCAAACCGCAGUUCGAAUCCAUUCCCUACCCAUCCCGAGCAUACUCGACGAUGACAGUGAUUACGAUGAUAGCUACGAAUACGACUACGACAUAGUGUUCGAUCAGCGUCAGAACGGAACCGCCAACGUACACGUGUCGGUCGAUGGCGUUAUGCUUGCGCUCCCCGCACCAGAAAUGCCACCAUCCGCUUCGCUUGCCGGGGCGACCCUGCUGGAUCUGUUCGCGUCACAGCUUGCAGCGGCCGGUGAUGGAUCCGAAGACGACAGCUCGGAAGAAGCGUACGGUACCAUAUCGGGAUCGUCCUCUUCUUCCUCCACUGGCACGAGCUCGCCGUCUUCGACUACUGCGGCCUCCCUCAGUACUACCACAACGACGGUGGCUCCCUCUGCCAGCCCCGUGAUCGCUAGUGAUCCCUUCCCGUAUCAAGCAUUGCCUGCGAAUCUUCCCGCCAGCCUGCUCGGCCAGGGACUGUCGUUCUUUUUCAACCCAAAACAGGGCGAAAUUCCGUUCCGUCUUAAUGCCGGCGGUGGGUCAACGAAACCGGCUGCUGCUGCUGCCAUUCCGAUCGUGAUAACCAAGCUGGACAAAGCGCCCGGCGUGAGGGAUACAGAGUCGGCCGAAUCGAACGAGGAUAGCCGUGAGGUUGAGGAGCCGGCAGUGCAGCAAACGGUCAGCAAACAGCAGGGUGGAAAGAGGAAGCGCAAGCAUAAGCGGAAGUAUAAGGUGCGCGUGGCUAACCUGCUGAGACCGUUGCUGAAGCGAACUGUUCUUGUACAGUGAGGUGCCUUCCGCUUUUCUGGAAUAAGUUUGUGAUAAGACACGUUUCUACUGGGGACUCCUUGAGGACUGGGAUCGCAAUGCUCAACUAACCUUAAAGCAUUAAGCAACAAUGCAUUUACGCUAAUACUUAUAUCCAGUAUUUCAGCUGCGGGGUAAAAUACGUAAAUAAAGCAAUUAA